CUGUACGUGGAGUGUGCGCCUUGACGUCACGACCGCCUGACUUGUUGUUAAUGGUCACAAACAUGGCUUCCGUGGCUGUAGUGGAAACCUCUUCAGGUAAAGAUGUUCUGGCAGAAGGAUUGUUGGACCUUCUCAAACCAGCUAUCCAGCAGCUCGAUCUACACGUGCACUCAGUCAGGGAAAGUCAAGUGGAAUUACGAGAGCACAUAGAUAAUUUGGCCACAGAGCUGUGUAGGAUAAAUGAGCACCAGAAGGUAACCCUCGACCUGGACCCAUAUGUGAAGAAGCUGUUGAACGCCAGGCGGAGAGUAGUGUUGGUGAACAACAUCCUGCAGAAUGCUCAGGAGCGUCUGAGGAGACUCAACCAUAACGUGGCCAAGGAGACGGCACGGAGGAAGACCAUGCUGGAAGCCUCCGGCGUGUUUACCCCCCGCUCUCCGAGUAAACCCUGAGCCCCGCCCUGAGAAAACCCGACACAGUCUUCCUUUAAUUUUUUCGCUUUUACCUAUUACCGCCCACAAUAUAGUUACUUAGCAUGUUACCCAUGUGGUCAAAGACGAUAUAUUCCUCAUUACCUUCAAAUACGCCCUUCUGACAAACGUCAGUUUCUGUAGCCUCAGAAUCAGGUGGAUCAGUAAUCAGCAUGAUACUAAGACCAACCCCAGCUGUGGGUUCAUGGAUCAGUUUGGUUGAAUCACCAGGUUUGAGUGAUGCUCAUAACAGUCAGCGUUUUGUGGUUUGAUUGUCUCCUGUCACUUUACAAUUCGCUCAAGUUGGAAAAAGCAUCUGUAGUUUGUUUAUUUCUGAUUUCGUAAUUUAUGUAAUUCCAGAAUAAAGUUAAAUCAAGAGAUCUCUGCUGUAAAUACUGGUUGGAAAUAUUUGCAAAAUGUUGUCUUUGGAUUCUCAACUUUAUGUGAAUAAAUGCACUGAAAUUAAA
This is a messenger RNA of Oryzias melastigma (Indian medaka), 937 nucleotides long. It is a transcript of the gene snapin, whose product is annotated as SNAP associated protein. Gene Ontology annotation, biological process: intracellular protein transport; regulation of synaptic vesicle exocytosis; synaptic vesicle exocytosis. Gene Ontology annotation, cellular component: BORC complex; BLOC-1 complex; synaptic vesicle. The transcript has 4 exons. The coding region runs from base 51 to 452 and encodes 133 amino acids. Gene Ontology annotation, molecular function: SNARE binding. NCBI's taxonomy places the organism in Eukaryota, Metazoa, Chordata, Actinopteri, Beloniformes, Adrianichthyidae. The record is from RefSeq and is a predicted model, not a curated record.